Molecule: messenger RNA, 1567 nt
Organism: Bursaphelenchus xylophilus (pine wood nematode)
Lineage: Eukaryota; Metazoa; Nematoda; Chromadorea; Rhabditida; Aphelenchoididae
Source: the annotation of a GenBank genome assembly
AUGCUUCGUUUUGUGUUUUGGUCUGUUCUGUUCUCCAUUUGUGAUGGUCAUGACGCCCUCACCUCCAGUUCUCGUGUUGCCUGUAACUCCACGCAUCUUUGUUCUGAAGUCGAUCGUUCGAUUUGGCUUCAGAAGAGAGAAAAGGCCAAGAAAAUCAAAGAAUUGAUAGAUAUCAGUAGGAUUGGAGGUUUUGUGAACAAGUAAGAUACGAGGGAGCAAUAUACAGGGUGUUUCAAGGAAUAUGACAAAGACUUUUUGCGAAUAUCUUUGAGCUCUUGGGAGUUAUCGCUGAAAUUCUUUUUGUUUCUAUAAAGAUUGAAGUUGGGCGAUUUUGUAUCCAGCAAAAAAAAUUUUCCGUCGGCGGAGACAUUCGUGGAAACGGCUCGGCAAACGAAUCGGCGGGGGAAUCGGCGAAGACAUUUUAGGCCAGUUCUCGGCGGAGACAUUCGGGCCUUUUUUAAAAAUUACAUCGUAUUACAUGGUGGAAUCUGUUACAACGGCCAAAAUUAUGUUUACGUUACACCUCCGUGGAUUUUACGGUGUGUUCUUUUGCUUUUUCGAUUUUACGCACAUCCGCGGAGGCGCGGCGGAGACCUCAGAUUUCGGCGCACGUCGUUUUGAGUCUUUGGGUAAUUCAUUUCAAGUUGGAAAAAAGUGUGAUGUGAUUUUUUUGUUGCCAAAGACCCAUGCAGAAUCCAUGAUUCGGUUAAUUUUGGUCUCGGGCUAUGAAAGCGAUGUGCCUUUUUUGCGGAUCUUUUUGACCCUGGAACGAAGAUAUAAGAGUGAAGAUAUAAGAACGCAAGAGCCUUUUUGAAAAUGGCUCUUGCGUUCUUAUAUCUUCACUCUUAUAUUCGCAAAAAGUUUUUGUCAUAUUUCUCGAAACAUCCUGCAUAAUAAAUAUAUAAGAGAUGAAUUGGAAGUUCUGGAUGCUCGGGAUGAGUUGUGCUGGGAUAUCAAUGAUGCUGGGUUCCUCUUCAACAACCACUCUGACGCCUGGCCAAUUGCUUGUUUAUCCGUUGGGAAUGCGAACAAUUCUUCGUGUAGUCCAGCUCCGAAGGAGGACGCUUUGUUUGAUUACAUCGACGGUCAAACUUGGAAGAACUUUGUCAAGGUGUGUCAUCGUUUAUUUAAUCAUCGAAAUUUUAUUUGAGGAAGCCAGAAUAUCCAUGGGAUGCUCUGUUGCUGAGAUAAUGGCCGCGCAAGAUGUGAGUUCGCUUGCUCUUACCUUCACUUUCACUAACAAAGUUGUCGUCAUACACCUCAAUCCAGCGCAUCUCCUGACCAGUAUAGACAAUUCGUCCAAACAAUCUUCUAGUGAAAUACCUUAUCCAUGUCAAAGUAUUUUUAGACAUGCCCCUUUGUUGUGGGAGGCUCCAAUCUGUAAAAAACGCUCUCUGGUCAGGAAAUAGCUGCAACUACGCUGGAUUGACGUUACAUAUUUAUUUUAUAGGUUUCCGAACUGUUCAUUUGCCGCGAAAGAUGUACUCAUUCGGGAAUCGGCUACUUCCAAUCCCUUCUGAUCAUGUUUAGUCUCUUCUUGACUGUCAUCACGCUCAGUUUGCACUGA